CUGUAUUACCCACACUGCAUGUCGUCUGCAUAAUGGUCUUGGGCUCCGUACAAUGGAAUUGCAUUACCUUAAACGUUUGGACAUGAGCGAGGGGCAAAAUCAAUAGACAGUUGCCGGACUCGCCUGUGUGCUAAACAGGCAGUAGUAGAUGAGAAUCAAAUUUUCUUAAUUUGAUAUAAACAGCGAGAGGUUCGAGCGAGCACUGCUUCGGCCAGCUCUUUAACAAGGCUGAACGAGCUCCAAGCCGCGGGAUUCUAGCAUCAGAAGCGUGGCUCCCGCUAUCAUCUCGCUGUAUAUUGGAGGGCUGAGGGAUUGUGAAUCUCGUCUACUAAGAAGAAAACGGAGGUGGAUAAAAAGGCGUUUGGCACGAAACGGGAUGUGAAUGACGGUGGAUUAACUGCAUAAAACAAGAUCGUGCUGAAAACACACUACCCCCUAAUCCUGCCCGCCCGCCACCCUGGGGAGAAAAAACGGAUAGUACUCCUCCACGGAAUCGACAGGGGACGACCACACUGACGUCAUAUUGGAUACCUAUUGCCUCGUGGGCUGGCUCUCAGUGAAGACGAUUUGGCCUACAGUGCCAGAAUUGAACACGCGGGAAUGGAUACGUUUUGACAUUGGAGCAAGAGCUUUUCAUAAAACGUGUGAGGUCAGGCGAGGGGAUUCGUUUGGAAGCAGACGACAGAAGUGGGAAUGCGAGCAGCGGUGGAAUUUGUAAAUACAGCGAUGUUGUGUCGGCCGCGGCCUGGUGCUAGUACAGGGGACUUCUAGCUGGUUCUACUUCAGUUGGUGUGCUGCCGUUGGUGUUGUGACGCAAGAUGUUGCAGAUUCCGUUUUGGAGGGCCCAGCGGUCCCUGUGCAUUGCCUUGCAGCUCGUCAUAUUCCAGAGUUUCAAUGUGCUGUCUGUGCUGGGAGUAGGGGGGCUCUGCUCUAAAGCUGUCGCUGUCCAGAGAGAGUCGAAGAAGGUGCAUGUCCUACGACGUCUCCCUGCAGCGUGUUCCAACUGGGAUAAAUCUUGGGCAUGGCUCACUAAAGUAGACUGUGGGACAAAAUAUAGAUUAGAUUAUGUGACGGUGCCUCCGAGGGAAGCAGUGACGUACAGGAUAGAAUAUGCGUGCUGUGCGGGAGAUACCAAGUGUGAGUCGGAUAAAGGUUUAGUGACAUCAGAUGAGAAGUUCCUCGCCAUCAUCCUGGGCUCUACUGCCGCCGCCCUGCUCAUCCUUGUGCUUAUCAUCACCAUCAGCCUCUGCCACAAGAGGAGACAACUAAGGUGCCCUGUGAUGUGUGAUAGUGGCAGCCACAUUUAUGAAACUGCUGAAGAUAUUGAUGAGGCAGCAGAGCUCCAGGGCAACAGAGGGACGUGUGUAGACGAGACCAACAACAAGGUCUGCGAAUCAGAGUACGAGGAAAUCCGUGACUGUAAGCGCGAAUUGGGGAAAGACAGUGAUGGUCUCCCAAGAUACGCUGAUCUCUUUAGUGAAAAGAUAAAACGUGCUCAAGAAUUGGGAGUAGACCCCCCUUGUGCAGGAGAUGCAUUUAACCGAGCCACAGCACCCCCGCUAACUAGUGAGGACCCUGAUUUCGUGUCCCAGCACUGUGAUGUACAGGAAGUGCUGAGUGGCACUGCCAAAAUUCUUGUCACGGAGACAGACACUUUACAGUGCACUGUGGAAGAUAGUGAUAGGAUUUAUUAUAACAUUGCCCCUGAGAAGGACAGUGUGGAUAUGCAAGAAAGUGGGCCAUGUGAAGAGGGUGCUAGUGUGCCUACUGGGCCGGAAACAGUUUGUGCUAGUUCUGACUGCAAAUCAAACACUGAUUGCUCAAAUUAUGAUCAGCUUAUUGAACCAGACACUCUCAGUGAUGUGGACUGUCAUGAGUAUCAGAAACUUGUGGACUUAUCAGAAGCUGCUUCACAGAAUGCGAAUGCUAACGACAAGUGUAUAGUAGAGCCUAGCCAAACCCAAGUGACAAUGAACGGACACCUCGAGGCACAGAGCUGCUAGCCCUGGGGUGUAGGCGCUGUGAGAUGUGUGAAUAUGUUGAAAGGUACUGAUCACUGUAACUCUAUGUACAGUCCUUCCUCAGCCACCGUAGCCCCUAUGUAGUCAUCAGGAAUAGGCACUAAUACCUAAUGAGCUGGGAGCAAGGGCUGCCCAUGUGUAUAUUGUAUCAUAGACUUCUGUAGUUCGAUAGUCAUGGUGCACAAUGUCUGUCUCACUGUGAGGAAGUGACUGUCAUCAAUUAUCACCAAGGUUCUUCAACAGACCUGUGAUCAUUAUCUGAAAUUGUGAUCCUGUAGCUUUGGGAAGUGGUGUCAUGGCUUUUUAUACAUUAUCAGCUACUUGAUGUACUUAGAUGUACAAAUAUCAAUAAUAUUGUCAUUCUGAUGCAAAUUAUAUUCAUAGUCACUCAGAUGAUUUCCAUAAUUGAAUACCUCACAAAAUGAAAAUUCUGUUCAGUGAAAUAGGACUCCCGGACAGUUCAUUAUACGAGUGAUUGACUCAUUUAUUUUCAAAUUUGGUAGCAUAAUAUUGAAAAAUGCCUUGUCAAAAGUUGUUAAAAAUCAUAAAAAAUGGCCUCCAGCAAAAUCACUCUGACGAAAUGUGUUAUCAAUUCUUGUCAUUAAAAUAAUAAAAUGAAUUCCAAGCUUAUUCAGCAAGAGAUGGCAGCUCUUCCUCUUCCAAUGAACAUAAUGACACCAUCUCUAUCACAUGUCCAAGAGUCUCCCUUCCAUCUUGGAAUCUGUAUAUAUACUUCAAGACGCAUUACACCAUGACUAUCAUCUAUACAGCAUCACAGCAUGGUGAAUGUAUCCACUCCUUGCCUCUCCCAGAUAGGAUGUAUGCUCUACAUGGUGACACCAUGUGCCAUGAUUCUGAAGAGAAAGACUUCUGCUGAGUGUAUAGAUUUAUUUUAUCAUCUGUAUGCAGAAUUCAAGUGUAUCUGUGCUUUUAUUGGUUUGUAUUCUGUUUGUAAGUUACAUGUUUUUCGAACCUUCAGGAAGUCUUGAUGUACAUAGGAGUCCAAGAGCACCUGCAUACGUUUGUGACAGAAGCAACAAAAUGUUGCAAGGCAUUUGAUUUUAGUACUGUAAUCUAUUUUUACACGUUAACAGAAGAAAUAACUCCUUCCUUAGCAUUCAUGCCAAGAAGGAUUAAUAACCGUAUAACAUUUCUCAUUUUCUUCCUAAUCAUAGAUGGCCCAGUGGUCUAAGGUGUCACAUUUAUUUGCAGAGUUGCAUCCCUUGUUGGUGUGAGGAUACGCUGGUCGUGGGUUCUUAACCAAUCUACUGUUUUAAGCUGCUAUGAGCCUCUCAAUCUUUUGACUGUAUUCAUUCGAUUAGAAGUCUGCUUAAAAGUAAAUGCAAUCCAUAAAUGUUUUGUUUCUAAACAGAAUCUUUCCUUGUAAUACAGCAUGAAAAGCCAAAAAUCUUAUUUAUUUGUUCAGUUUUGCCAAAUAGGGAAAAUGUUUGUCACAGCUUGGUAGUAUGAUAUGAUGCCGUGUGCGUACUGCAGAUGUCACAUCAUAGCUGAAAGUAAGA
Messenger RNA from Haliotis rufescens (red abalone), 3541 nucleotides. RefSeq lists its product as uncharacterized. The transcript is spliced from 11 exons. Bases 819 to 2003 code for a protein of 394 amino acids. NCBI's taxonomy places the organism in Eukaryota, Metazoa, Mollusca, Gastropoda, Lepetellida, Haliotidae. The record is from RefSeq and is a predicted model, not a curated record.